This is a messenger RNA of Procambarus clarkii (red swamp crayfish), 16556 nucleotides long. RefSeq lists its product as uncharacterized. Lineage: Eukaryota; Metazoa; Arthropoda; Malacostraca; Decapoda; Cambaridae. The record is from RefSeq and is a predicted model, not a curated record. Gene Ontology annotation, biological process: regulation of gene expression. Gene Ontology annotation, cellular component: nucleus.
GGCGGCGGGAGGGCGCAAGGUAGACCCGUCCUUGUGGCUCCCCUCCCCUCGACCCAAUGUGGCGCGCCUCACCCGACCUUGGUGGAGUCGGACAAGGGGGGGAUCACCACAGCUGUCAAGCUCCGAGGCAAGCCACUUAUGGAGCGAUAAUGGAGGAGACAGCAAGGGUGCCCUGAGCUGUGUGCUCUUUUAAAGCGACUCCAACAGCAGGAGCAGCAGCAUGGCUGCUGGAGUGUGAGGCACCAUCCAUCACCGUCCCCCAAUAUGAAAAUUCUAGUCAUCCUAGUCAAUCUACUGUGAUCUCUUAUCUCCCAAGACAUAAGUCAUUACUGUAUAGUGAUAAGAAAUAUAUCUAGUAAGUAUGCAUUAUACUGAAAGAAAACAAUCGUGCUGAGUUGUGCUCAAAUACUUAUCAUAAGGGAAGUAGUUUUUCCUCAGUAUGCCCAGUAAGUCUUCUUAUUUAUCUUUGUCACAUGAAACCCGGGGCUUCCACUGCAAACGUGUAUCUGACAUCAAGAGCAAGUCGUAUCUCUCAUCCAAGUGUUUUAUUACCUCAACUCCUCUUCCAUCACUAGCAUCAUUAUCACAAAAGAAACUCAUUGGCUACCAUAAGAUCUCUUGUGCUACAACUGGCUCAGUUAUCAGUUUGAGCAAUUCAGAAAUUCAAGGUAAAAUAUCCAGUGGAAUAAAAGACUUUGAAAUCCCCAUUUCUGGGGCUUCACAUUGUCAAAUUGUGGCAAAUGCUGGGACCUUCAGAAACGUAUUGAUCAAUCUUCCAAUAUCAGAUAGAUGGAAUGACAAAUUUCAGGACUCUUUAAGCAAGCCAACUAAAACACAUCAAAUAUUUAAUAACAAAGAUAAAUCUGACACUCAGUUUGAUGAGGUCUAUAUAUUAACAAACUUUAACCAUGCACACUCAGAGUCGUAUAAUGCCUUUGACCAAAGGAAAGAUGCUCUAUUGAUUGGUGGAGAUCUUUUAAUCUCAAAGACUUUUGAAUCAUCUUGCAAAAGUACAGAGAAAGACAUUAAUAUUAGAGCUGAAAGAAAUGUUUUUUUUUUUCCCACGCAUACCUCAACACAUGACACUCUGACAAUAGAAAAGAUAGAAUAUAAGUGUGAAGUGCUGCAGGAGCACAGCAAGGUGUGUGGGUGUCAGACUCCACGCCUCCACGUUUACUUGACAAGCAACCACCGCUGCAGGGACCUCUGCACAAUCAAUAACUACACUAACAUUUUUACUAAUAGAGAUCCCAAAAGCUCUUCUGGCUGUACAGUCAAUAUCUGCUCCACUGCAGACAUGAGAGGAAAAUCUAGAGGUAGACCGCAUAUGAGAAAACCUGCCAAUACUCAGAAGUUACCUAAUCAAAAGGUGAUGCAUGCAAGCAAAUCCUUAAGAGUGAAUGCUGCCAUAAAGGAUAAAAAUAUGUGUCAAGAUGAACCAGAAUCUGAGCUGCUCAUAGUUGGAGAAUGUGAGUCUUUACCCACCAUCAUGAAUACACUUUCUGGAGAUGUUGAGUACAUUGUACUAGAUGACGAUACUCUAAAUCUCAGUUCAAGUGCAGAAGGAGCAGUCUCUCCUGAUGCUCUUAAAUCUAAAAUUAAUAACAUAUAUGAGGAUAUUGAUGAAAAACCUGACAUUCGUUGCAUUGAAAGUAGAUUAACAAAUAGAAAGGAAAUUAAAUGUCGCCGAGUCUCGGAUUCAAGCAACCAGUUGAUAAAUAUUGAGCAUUCUGAAAGAAACUUGGAUACCACAGCUUCAUCCAGCCUAGCUGGGGUCUGCACUAACCGCUGCCCAUCCAUCAGAGAUAUCUUUGGUGAUGUGAGCAUUAAGGAAGAACCAAUAGAUGACAUUAAAAAUGAUAUGACAGUUGAUGACUUCAGCAAGGAAAUUAAAAAACUUUCUAAUGAUGAUUUGAGUAUAAUUAGUGAUACUGGAGUAAAAAAGAAGGAAAUUAAAGAAGAGGGAUAUGAUGAAGGCACCAGCAAAGGACUCUUUGCUAGGCUUAUCAAAGAAGAGAUCACAGGAGAUGAAAAAAACAAUGAUGCACACAGUUCAGAUGACUCCCUCGGCCCUCUUCAGAUAGAUGAAGACAGCCACAUGCCCUCUAUUGAAAACACUGAUACAUUGGUGGUGAAAGAGGUUAGUGAAUUUAAUAUGCCAAGUGUUAACAUAAUUAGUCCAUUUAAAAUCAGGAUCCUCUUGGGAAGUCCUAACCGUGAGGCAUUUCAAAUUCAAACAAGCCAACCACAUAGCGGAAUAUCCAAACCCGUCUCUCUCUUAAACAAACCUAAUAAAGUGAAGAAAAAUGGAACAGCACUGCCUAGAGGCUUCAAGCGAACUUUGAACAUGGAACCUGAAACUGACUUGCCACUGGUUACAGCUACCUCUACACUUCACACAAUUCAGAGUUUAACAUGUAUUUAUUGUAACACUGAAUGUCCUAAUGGUGAGGCAUUGGCUCAACACUUUGAAGAUCAUCAAAAAGACGGCCUAAUUAUCUGUUACUUUUGUCAAAAAAGUUUUGGUGAUAAAACUGGUAUGAAACGACACAUGCGAACUCAUACAGGUGAGAAACCAUACCAGUGCCAAGUUUGUGGAAAAAGAUUUAGUCUCCCAGGCAAUUUUAAGAAACACAGAGACAUACAUGAAGAUCGACGAACAGAACCAUGUGGUGUAUGUGGUAAAACAUUUCGGCGUAAAGAGCAUCUCAAGUAUCACAUGCGAACACAUACAGGUGAAAAGCCUUAUAUGUGUAGUGAAUGUGGAACAUCCUUUACUGCCAGAUACUCCCUACAAAUCCACAUGAAUAUACAUUUAGGUAAGAAGCCAUAUAAAUGUACUUAUUGUAAUAAAGCUUUCUCAGACAAAUCCACUAUGAGGAAACAUGUUCGAGUGCACACAGGAGAAAAACCCUUCCGAUGUCAAGAGUGUAGACGGUGUUUUGGAGAAUCUGGUACACUAGCAGCUCAUAUGGCAACUCACCGCAGUGACCGACCUUAUAAAUGUGACAAAUGUGAACUUCGUUUUAAAACAACCGGAGGAUUAAGACAACAUGAAAAGGUGCAUUCUGGUGAAAAACAAUUUGCUUGCAGAUUUUGUGGUAUGAAAUUCCUCCAAAAGUAUAAUAUGACAAUGCAUGAAAGAAUUCAUACUGGAGAAAAACCAUAUACCUGCUCUCAUUGCCAGCGUAGUUUCCGUAGUCGAUCAUGUUUAGCUAAACAUGUUGUGUUACAUGGAGGUGAUGAUGAACGCCGCUUUCGCUGUGAUCACUGCAGCAGCCGCUUCUACCGCAAAGCUCACCUCAGGCGCCAUAUUGAUAUGCACUUGGGAAUAAAAAAUUAUGAGUGCAACACCUGUUCAAAGAAAUUCUGCACAAGGGGAACGCUCAAAAGUCAUCUCAAGACUUUCCACAGCCAUGGAGCAAGGAGAUUCCCAUGUAAUUGGUGUGGUCGAGUGUUCAAACGCCAAGUAUAUGUAAGCACACAUGUGUGUCUCAAGAACCCAAUCAAAUGUGAAAGUGGAGAGCAGGAAACACAUGAUCAUCCCAGGUCUGUUUCUGACAUUAAUUUGGAUAAGAACAUUUCGAGUGACUCAGAGGGCUCUAGUGUUGAGGUGAAGAGUGAACCUGAAGAUGAACUGAUAGAAGAGGAUGUAGGUAUUGAUGAUGGAGAGGAAUAUUAUGAGGAUAAUGAUGAUGAUGAUGAUGAUGAUGAGGAGGAAGUAGAAAUUGAAGACAGAGAAAUAACAGAGCAAAUGAUUUUGUGUCAAUAACUCUGAUGUUGCAACAAGAAUAACUAAUAACAAACCUUCCCAUCCAGAUUACUAACUGAUACCAUUAAGUAUUAAAGUGACUGGAAAGCUGUAUUAAUUGCACACAAAGUGUUAUUCAUUAGUCCCACAUCAUCUCUCUAUUCAAUUUAAAUAUAUUUGUAUCUCAGACGAAGUAACAUGUCAUGUAUUUUAAUUUUAUACUAUUCAGUAGUUCAUUAAAAUACCACUCUUAUUUAAGUUGAAGGUUUUACAAUUCUCAUUUUUACAAGAUGUAUGUGUAGUGUAUUAUUUUAGCUAGUGUAUUCUGAAUGGUUCAUACAAGUGAAUAAUUUAUUUUUUCAUUAUCAAAUUCUAGUCAUGUGCUUUAGCAGUUGUUGUUCAAUGUUAAUUUAUCAAUGCAGUAAUCAUGUCUCGUGAAUAAUAUAUAGGCAGUCGAUAGGAGUUGCACUCAUCUAACAGUUGAUUCUUUACAAGACUUUAAAUCUAGCACCAUUGCCAAAGUCACAGUUGAAUGGCCAUGUGUGACUUGACAUUUAUAGUAACUGAAAAUUAUUUUGUCAAGUUUCUAUGAAAAUUGUAUUUGCAAAAUAUCUUGUUAAAGAUGAUUACACCUUCUUGUCACUUUUGGUGAUCUUACAGUACCCUGUGGUGUCCAUAAUUAUCUGUAGUAGUGCAGUUUUUGUCUGUGGACGAAAACAUGUGGUUCUGUUAUGUGUAAGUAUCCAAUAGGAAAGUGAAAGAAAAUUCUAAACGUUUUCAUGUUUCACCACAUUAUCAAGGAAAUGCAGACAGAGGACACAAAAAUUUGGGAUUAUAUACCCAACUACACCUGACUAGACAAAGAACCAUAAGUUAAAAUAUUGAAUAAUGAUCAUGAAAGUCACUUCCAUUAUUUAUUUAUUUAUUAUAUGCACAUACAAUGACUAGAUUUUAACUGGUACUUUAACCAUUAUAGAUAAUACUUUCUCUUUGGUGAGACAUUACAUAUAUGGUAUUACUUACUUAUUAUGAAGCACCUUACAUUGUAUAUUAAGAAAAAAUAAUUAUAAAAAUUUAUUUUAUAAGAUAGUGCAUUUCAUGUGAAAGAUACUCAGAUAGGGUGCAUGUUGAUAAUAAAGUUUGCAACAUAAAUUAACUAAUCAGUACUGUAAUAUCAUUAAUGUAGCUACAUAUAAUUUACUCUUUAUAUCUGUUGAUACCCAAUGUUUUUGACAAUUUAGUUACAAAUAUUUAUUAUUUAGAAGUUAAUGAUUUUUUAGUUAUUAAAAUGUGUUAUUUUUAUACAAAAGUAUAUCCAGAUUUGUUUUGUAUUUUAUUCAAAACAGUAUGCUAAUUUGUAUAUACAUUAUUUGCUGUUGUUUAACCUCCCAACAGUAUAUAUGGUGCUGUGUCUGUCUUUAUUGCCAUGCUCAACAGUAUUCUCUGUUGUUAGGACAGUACCACAGUAUAGACAUUUUAUAUUAAAAUACUUAUAUGGAAAAUCACAAUCAGUGAUGAAAAAUCAGGCUUUGAUUGAAUAUAAAAAUGCAUUUCUCAGCAUGACACUUUGAUGUUCCCUAAGACAAGAUUGUUGAAGAUUCUAUUCAAAAGCAUCAUGAUAGUUAUGGCAGGAUGAUAUUUCACAUUCUUGUAACAAAGAUGUUUUCAAUUGUUCUUUUCAAAUCAUACUAGUGCUAGGGAGGCACUGGAGAACACAUAGCCAGAAGCAAUACAAGAUAGAACUGAAGUUACUGUAGAAGAGAUAAAAAUACACCUGCAGGAACUGGAUGUAGCAAAAACAGUAGGACCAAACCAGAUAUUACUGUGGUUACUGAAGGGAUUCUAUUUUACCCAUUUACUAAAGCUUUCAAUAAGAGAGCUUCCAGAGAUAUGAAAAAAGACAAAUGUAAUUCCAGUAAUUAAGAAAGGAGACAUAUAUGUAGCACUAAACCAUAAAUCAGUGUCACUAACAUGCAUCCUACAGAGAAUACUAUAAAAGUCAUAAGGAAAAUUGUUGGGGGGCAUUUGAAGAGGGUAAAUUUUUUAACAGAGGCACAACAGAAGAAGAAAAUCAUGUGCAAGUAACAUACUUGAUUGAAUUAUAUGACAGUCAUAAAAAUAAAGCAAGAGAGUGGAGGAUUGAUAUACUGUAAUUCCUAGACUGCCAGGAAGCUUUUGAUACAGUUCCUCACAAAUUAUUACAGUAAUACAUAAGAUGGAGAUGAGCAGAGAUAAGGGAGAAACCACUGAACUAAGGAAGAGAGUACAGACAGAUAGGAACUAGUCAUAACCAUAGAGGAAAUAUAUCAGGCUGGUUAGGAGUGGAAAGUGGGGUUCCUCAGGGCUCUGUUCUAGAGCCCAUUGCUUUUUGUAACUGAUGUAACUACUAAAAUAACUACCAAUUAUUUUGUACAUAUCAACAUUUGCAGAUGAUGCAAAAUUAACGAAGGGAAAAAAAUGAUGAUUGUUGAGUGAUACCUGUUUGAUGGGAUUCUGGGAGUUUUACUACCCAAGCCUAGCCUGAGGCCAGGCUUGACUUUUGCUGCAAACUUCAGGAGUGAACAAACAAAUGUAAUCUAAAAUUCAAUCCACAUUAGACUAAGGUAAUGCAGAUGGGAAAAGGAAAUAGGAGAUACAGGCACUACACCAAAAUUGGGAAAGCAACUACAAGAAGCAAUAAGAGAAAAAACCUAGGAGUAGAUAUAAUCCCAACACUAGCCACCAAAAGGUUACAUAAACAGAAUAACAUCAGUGGCAUAUGAGAAGUUGGCAAACAUAAGAAUGGCACAUAAGAAUCUAAACAAGGAGAUUUUCAAACCAUGUACACUGCCUGCAAGACCAUUACUGGAAUAUGCAGCAGUGGCAAGGAAUCCAUAUCUCAUUAAGCACAAAAAGAAACUUUAGAAAGUACAGGUAUGUAACUACUGUAGAUUAAUACCAGAAUUGAGAGGGUUCGGCUACGUGGACAGAAUAAGAAAACUCAGCUUCAAUGCUUUAGAGAAGAGCAAAAAGGGGUUUAUGAUUACAGUACUACAUUCAAGAUAUUGAAGGGAAGAGAGAACAUGGACAAGGGCAGCCUAUUUAAAUUGAAAGUAGGUAAGACAAGACAUCAGUGGAAGCUGGAUACACAUCAAGUCAUAGAGAUGUAAGGAAAUUCUCUGAUUCUGUAUGAUAGUCAGCAAGUGGAAUGUAUUAAAGGAGGAAUUUGUUGACGCCACUUUCAUCCACAACUUUAAGAUAAAAUAUUUUGAACUUGAGUGUUGUGAGAUGUAAUUAGUGCAACUGGAAUAAAUGAUAAGGUAGCAGGGCCUAAAGUGAUAGACUUCACAAAUCGUCCUCUCGAAUAGUACAUCGUAUUUUGAUGUAUAAAUCCCCCAAGGCUAAAAUCUUAAGGUUUAAAAACUGUUGUACUAAAAAUCAUUGUGGCUUGCAAAAUUGACGUAAUUUCCCAUUUUCUAUUCGUGGGUCCUCAUUAGGUUAGGUUCGGACAAUUUAGUACAUCAGUUUAAUGAUGUUGGGAACACUUCAGAGAAUGGACUGAGAUUUCAUUACUAGUAUUCCUCAAUAACUGACAAGUAAGCACUCAAAGCCUAACCAAGCCCUGCCAGGCGUUACAAGGAUAUUUAAAUACUUCUCGUGCAAACUGCUAGUUGCCUACCUAGGUGCCAGACUCAACCACCACCAUAUGACAGCACCUACACCAACCUCAGGUCCCCUGCCUUGUUUCCCACCACAUUUUAACAAAGAUAAAGCAGGGAAAUUGGGGAAGGAAUGCAGGCAUCAGUGUUUAUUGCUCUGAAAUUAUCUUUUUGAAACCAGUUGGUUGAUUUCUGAGCUAUUCCACAGCAGCAAUAAUAAUAGGGUAAAAGCUUACCUGAGCUGUAGAAUGGAAUCUUCAAAGUUACAGGGCAGGCAGUACAGUACUCUAUAUUGAAACACCGAAGAUCAAUGCAGAACAACUUUGGCCCGACUGGAGCAGUGCAGAUUACUAGUCCUAGAGAAGAGCCUUGCAAGUGAAAUACUAAUAGUGCAGUCUGGGAAUUCUGGGGAGGUAUUGGGCAAUAUAUUUUUGACUGGAUUGCCAGAACCCAAGCUAAUAUGUCAUAACAGGAUAUUGCCAAGAGCACUUUCAGUUUCACACUUCUGUAUGCCAUACGCUUAAGGAUACACCUGCAACUAACUAAACUUGACCAUUCUGUGUACAAUGUAAACUUCUUUAUAGCAAUUAAAGUGUGCUAGAGAAUAUCAAACUAUGAGAAUGAACUAGAUAUGAGGAUUUUGGCUUAAUUCCAGCAAUUUUUUACUGACAAUAAUACAACAUGCUUCUUUUUUAGCAUAGAGUAUAUUUAAGGUGUGUGAUAAAAAUACUUGUAAUGAUAAAUUUCCUGAAUGUUGAUGUGAGCCUGCACCAAUGUCAGAUACCAACUUCAAUGGCAACAUCAUGGAAGCUGGUAAUAACGCCUUAACCCAUGCUAUAAGCAAUAUUAAACAGCUCAAGAGAGCUAGAAUUCACCAAGGGACUCAACCCUAAAAACUAUAGAUAGAGGUAGCCAAAAGAGAUCCCCCAAGGGCAAAGGACAAAGAAAUAAGAACCAAUCCAAUUACAGUAAUAACCAGUGAUAAACAAAAUUGGAUAAUGGAUAAGCCUAUUUAAAAUCUUUAGUUGGACAUGACCCAGCAAAUAUGCCAUGUAGGUAAAGUUCAGGUUGCCAAAUACACUUUCAAGAUUCCCAAUGUGAGAGGUGGUGUUAUCCCAGGACUAGCAUGGUCUCCAGAAGGGAAGUGGAGACCAUCUUGGUGUCCUACAAGAGCUCCAACCACAGAAAAUACUGUGAAGACUGGAUCUGGAACUUCAGCUGGUUGAUGAUAUAGUUAAAUUUGCCCAGCACCACCAACACCAGAUCUUGGGCUAACAGUCAAAGCUACAGACAUUAAAUCCAGAUAAGCCAAUUGAUGAGGUAAGCCAAGACUUUGUUCUCCAUGGUAAGAAUCUCCUGGGUGAGCUUAUCAUGGAGAACAAUCUAGUGAGCCUGAUUUAGUCCAAAAGGAUGAGCCCAAAAGUGUCAAGACAUGCUACUCAUCCAGAAGCCAAGCAGUUCACUGAAUCUUGGACAAAUGAACAUUUACCAAUAGGCAUCCUAAAGGUUUAAAGACCCAAAAGUGGGGCAAGAACAUCUGGUAGCCCACUGGCCCUGACAAAUCAAGGAUUAUUCCCUUUUUGGUGAAUCAAACAGGAACCCAAGGCACCACUAAGGCUCAUGAAUCCCUGGCCCUAAGUCAACUGAAAGGCAUACAGGCAUUCUCCAACGGACAGCAAUUUCAUGUCCAUGGGAAAUUAGUCCACCAGAAACUACACACAAGAAGCUGAAAAGCAUGACUACAACCCUUCAUUCCUCAAGAGGAAGUGUGUGCCAUGGAUUUCAGCCAAAAUACCUAGUUCAAUGACUGAAAGAAUGUUCUGCAUUAUCCAAAACCUGCUGUUAAUCUUCAGGAAAGAGGAGACAUACGAAGGAUGAGAACACCAGACCAUAAAAUAAAAAAAGGACACAGCCCAUGAAAAAAAAAAAUAGAAAUACAGCUAAGAACAACUUAGCCAAGGCCUGACCUAGAUAAGUAAACAAACAGUUCGCCCACACACACAGCUAACCUGAGUGUCCUUGAGGAGUGCUCAGCUGAAGCCAAACCAAACUGGAACAGAGGAGUCUGGUCACCAGGCUGAUCAAGUUUCACUUAAAAUACGUAUCAAACAAUACAAAAUCAACUCUAAAUAUACUUCCUUUGCAAGUUCAAGCGUAUAUGAAACGUUGGUUUCUAAAGAUAGAAUGCAAGGUACUUACAUAACUGAACCUGGUCACAAGCCUGCCCAGCCAUCCUGGGAAUGAGUAAUGAAGGAAUGUUAUGAGGCUUGAGGCAGGGUACAUAAGGUUGGUGAAGGUGCUAUCACCUAGUAGUGGUUGGCAAUUGGCAGUCACUGUGAUGUCAAGUAAGGCUUCGUAAAAAAUUGAACGAAUUAACUUGCUUUAAUUACCAUACGCUGGAUUGAACUUUUCUCCAGUACAAUACUGUACUUCCGUAUGACCAGUAUAAUCCCGAGAAUGGCUUGUGAAAAGAUCUUUGUCGCACCAGUGUGGAAUAUCACAUAUCCAUGACUCAUAAUCCUGUCCACUGGGACUUUCAAUGAGCUUGGUUUAAGAAAUAUCUGAGUGGAAUGGCUAUGAAAUAUAAAUUAUGGUGGCAGUAGAUAUUAAAGUGCACUCAAUGUUUUAAUUCUCUGUGAGAGGCAAAAUUCAUUCUUCACAUUUAAGUUUUGUAAUGUUAUUAAUUUAAUAUGAAGGAAUAUUUUUUGUCUAGUGUAAAAUUUGUAUUUACAAUUUGUCAAUAAAUGAUGGAAUGAUGCUCAAAUAACUUUCUGAAUUAGCUAUUAAAAUAAGCCUCAGGGAUUAGAGGUGUAUAUGUAUGUAUGUAUAUACACACGCACACACACAACAUAUAUGCCGGUGUACAAGUCGAUCUAGUGCAAAGGUCGACCCCUAAAUUUUUUAGGUGUAAUUCAGGUUUGGGCCUAUAUUUAGGCCCUUAGGACGAUUCCCCAAAAUAAGGCAGCACCGCUUCCCCUGCCCUACUGUAUGGAAACAAAAAACUAUGAUAUCUCAUAUACACCUUAACAAAUAUUUACCACAUAAGGUUAAGGUGCUAGAAUUAGUUCUUUCAGCAGCCAGGUCAACCUCUAGUCUCUGAUAAACUAUUGGCUAAGUUUCUUUUGUUGGUAUCACUCAUAGGCUACACAAAUAAACAUGCACCAAGUAGCAGAAACACAAUGGUAUUAAAAAUUUAUUACAGAAAUGCUGGUAAUAUAGAGUGAUAUCAAAUGACAAUACUGCUGAAACAAUUUCCAUAAACUUCUACCGGUAUGUUGUACCAUGUGCUAGUAUAAAUAAAAACAAACCAAGAUGUGCUUGCCAUUCUUCAUUUACACACAUAAAACAUUGAAAUACAGUAUAUACUAAAUUAUUGUAAAAUAAAAGUACAUGUGAAGAAAUUAAUACAAUUUCCAAAGAGUAAAUACUGGUACAGUAGAUGUAAAAUUUAUUUUCUACACAAACCCAUAGUUCAACAACUAGCUGCUUGGUGUUGGUGGCGCCACUGGUACGCCGAUCAACUGUUGUAAAUGGAGAGUUUGCAGGGCUAUGUUUUCUACAACUGUAAUGUAGCAUGUAUUAACCAUUGUGACUAUACCAUUUCGUGGUGAAAUUAGUUUUUUCCGAUAAUGUAGUUGAAAUUUUCACUUUUCCAAUUGUUUUCUUCUAAAACACUUCAGUCGCAAGUGAAUUCUAACUCACAGGGUUAUCCAGCCUAAAGGCAGGUGGUGUCAGUGGUUGUCAGAGGCAACCACAGUAAAGCAUGUUUGGAUUAUGGACUUUUAAAGAAAUUGCAACCACAGUGGACUGCAUUGCAAUAAUUCCCUGAAUUUUAAGGACUUGAGAAAGUACGAGCAUCAUUUCACAUUACUGUAUGUAGCCUUCAUAUUGCAUUAAGAUUUAUCUUCUUAAUGCAUGGUUGCAACAUAACCUUGAAACAUGCCUAUCACUACUUUGCCAACUUAUAGUUGUAAUCAUAGGUUAAGAAUAACAGAAGUACAUAUAUGUUCAAAUAUAUUUUCAUAAUCAACUAUUGCUGGAAGUCAAACAUUUGUAAAAACUGUAUUGAAGAUAAAAGAAUAACUGGCAUUACUACUUAAAUUCAUUACAUUUGUUAGAAACUAGUACAGUCAUUUAUUGUUGUGGUGAGGUGUGUAUUUAGUUAUAAAUUAAAAAAACCAUUGUUGAAUGUAAUGAAAUGCCAUUUUCUGGGUGAGCCCCAUUGGUUUCCUGAAGCUAUGCUGAUAUAGUGCUAAACUAUUAGGUGUCAUUAUUUGCAGAGUUCUAUUUGGCCUACUGGAGAUCAUGAGCCAGAACCUGGCCCCCCUUCUAAAGAGGUGCAGGGAGCAAUGGUAUUUAUGAUAGAAUUUCUAUGAAUUUAUUCAUGUCUGCUACCAUUGAGUAAGGCAUCCAGAAAGUUAGUGAAAUAAAACAAACGAUCAUAAAUAAGACCACAGCCUCAAGAACCACCAAAAGAACUCCCCCAACAAUUUAAAUGACCAAAAAGUCGUGAAACUUGCACAAGUUCAUUUGCCCCACCCCGCCCCUCAUUGGGAGGGAAGGGGAGGGAUGUAGCCUUGGUCAGCUGGUUGCUCCACCCUCAGUUCUAUUGAUGGAAACAACCUCCUGACACCUUGGGGGAGAAAGGGUGUCAGGGAGCCACCAGGGUUCAACCAGUAAUUGGUAUUUCAUUACUUUCAAUGCUGAUUUUCUGGGGGGAAGCUCCUUUUGGUUCCCUGAAGCUCACUACCUGUGGAAAAGGAACAAACGAGCACCAACCAGAGUGGAGGGAACUCCGCAGAAAGAAAGAUGAAAACAAGACACAGCUGCAAAACAGGUCCCAAAACUAAACAAGGGUGCUGGGGACCAAUCACGGAGAGAAGACAUUGAGCUGCCAGAAUGCAGGACAAUCCCCAAAACCCCCAAAUGCCCAAAAGCAGCCAAGGACAGCUGAAGAAUGGCACAACUGUAAAAAGAAUGGGAAUGUGGACAGACCCCCCAGGCCAGUCAGACAAUGAACCCACAGAUCCUGCAAGACACAACCGAAAGCCACACAAAGGUGCCGAGGCCUGGGCACAGCAAAUGAGGCUGGGUCCCAGAUCCCUGUGCAAGCUUCAUAAACUCUGCUUCCAAAGAACAGCCUAGAAUGGACAAAGAAACAGCAAAAAAACAAACAUCAAGGGCAGGAGGGAAGACCACAGGCUAGCGCCACUAAAUGACACUGCGAAGAACCAGAGAACGAACCUCAGAACAAGGGACCAAGAUGACAAUACAAACCACAGAAGGCCACCGAGGCAGAACCGGCAGCACAAGGAAAUGGCAAAACUGCCACUGAAGACAACUCAAGAACUGAACCAACCCCAGCUGAACCAACCAAGCAACAACAACCAGGGAAGCCCUUUGGAAGCCAACUGACUCUGACUCUACUAGAAAAAAAAGGAGCUGGCAGCAAUGAACAAGCCAUCUGACAGGGCCAAAGGAACAAAAACAGAGGUGUUGGAGGAGAGCAAAAAGUUCACCCAACAAGCAACCUGAGGCAAGAGAGACCUAAGCAAAAUCAGGACAGAAGGUGAUACUGUAAACAGAGUGGAGAGAGGAAAAGAAAGAACCUGGUCAAGAGAUGAAACAGGUUCAGGCAGCACAAUAGCGGUCUAUGAGACAGCAUGCGAAACAAAGCCAAGGCAAAAUCGACCCUGAAUCCAAGCCGCAGCAGCUCCACAAAUGCCACACUAGAGGUGACAGGAAUUGACAAAUUUACUUCUGCCAAUAAAAAUACAAUACAAAAAACCAUACAAACAAAUAAAGCCCAAAGAGAAAGGAGAGUGUCAUAUGCUCAGACACCAAAGACCGGCGCUGGAGAGAAAGGAAGCUGCGAAAAAAGUGCCAUGAACUCCACACUGUUGGCACGAAGAACUGCAGAUGGGACAAUUUUAUCGAAGCCACCCACCAAACUGCAAACCUCAACAGGAAAUGGGAUGAGCCAAGACAUUCCAGGGGUCCAGAAAACUAAGUCAAGAACCCAUCCCACAAAGAGACCGACCGUGGCAAACGCUGGCAAUUAGAAGGGGAAAGGAGAAAAACCGGGUCAGCUGGGAAGCACCAAAGACCACUGAAACCCAGGACAGAGCUGGGAAUAAAUGGGGAAACUCACAGAAAUGUCAAGGUCACUCUGACCAAUCCUGAAAAAAUCCACACUGAAAACAGGCGAAAGGAGGAAACUCGCCUCAAAGUCCGGAACCCUCAAAAACGUGGGGGAGGAGGGAAGGCCUACCAACCACAGCACAGACCUAGGGCAACUUGAAAGGCCCACAAACUUGAGACAAAGAGAUGGGAAACAAGGUGAUUCGUCAUCCCCCACCACCUGCUAGGGGAAAAAAAAAAAAAAGCCAUCACAAACCGGAAAAAGCUGCCCACAGAAAGAUGAGCCUAGAGUCGACCAGACGGAGAAUCUACCAGGAUGCACAGUAGACUCAACAUCUUACUCCCCAUGAGGCCUGCCUCAACCAACAAUAGUCAACACCCGAGCUCAAACUUAUCGAAAAGAGAACGAGGACUCCGUGGACUGAGGCCCUAACAAGCUGAGAAGUUGUAGACACAAAAGAGAAACUGUGCACCAACUCCGCAAAAAGAGGAGAAAAGAAAUGAGAGGUAGACUGGGGAGCCAGGACUCAUGCCAACCAAGAAAAUGCCAAACCAGCCAGAUGACCUGGACGUUGGACAGAAAGGAAGAGUCUACCAUCUCUUAGAGUACAGGAAUGGGCAACAUGGAAUACAGCUGAUGCAGCAACAGUGAGGGCCAAGCAGAAAGCAGCUUAAAAGAGGCCCAGAAUGCACAACAUAAACCCAAAAGCAGUACAGCAGAAGGACAACCAUCACAAGGAUCGGCUACAACAAGGGAACCAGGCAGCAACCCAAACCUACACCCCAGGAAAAGUGGGAGCAAACAAGCAAUCAAUGAAAAGCACAAAAGAAGGCUCAGCCAAAAGCCCCCACCCUAAAAGAGCAAUGACAUUACAAAAAUGGUGCGAAACACCAAGAGACCAUCUACCACCCAGGAAACAGUGGAACUCUAACCAACAUUGACAAGGAACCAGAACAUGAAAGAAGCACAAAAAGAGAAGCCUCAAGCUGCAAAAAGGGGGCCCCCUGAGAGGUUUGGGACCUCAACCCCAAAAGGACCCAAGGCAUGUGGGAUCGAUCCUAGGGGGAAGCUGCAACCUAUCAAAAUAAACAGAGAGGGGAAACAAAACAUCGCCCCCUGUACCAAAAUACCUAUUGCAAAAGGCACGACAACCAAUGGAGGGUCCAAAGAGGGCCCAAGGACACAACUGACUUCCCCCAAGCCCCAGGGCAGAGUUCCCAUCAAUACCCACCCCCUGGAUAUAGAAGCAGUGUCCAAGGGAGAGGCCUCAAAAGGAGGAGGACUGGCUGUGGAAGGAGUACCCAAAAACCUCGAUGGACCAGUAGACUCAACUGCCUACUCACACAAAUUGAAAGGGCAAUUCUCAGAGCUGACCGAAUCGCAUCCUGAGGUAAACCCCACCGUGGCCCCAAGAUGCUUAGACUCCUCAUGACCAGAAGCACGGGGGUUAGGGGGAGAGAAAGACAUACCUUGCCCAACGGGAAAGGAAGAGGAGGGGGAAGACGGAACCACAGCUGAAUUAAUCAACACCUCCAAAUUGGGGUCCCUAAACACCAACCAGGGCAGCUCUGGAGGUAUCCGAGCACACAACCCAGACUGCUGAUACCUAAGAACCCAACAUGCAAGCGGUCGCCACCUGAAGACCCCACUGAAAGGGUCAGAAGGAGAGCAACAUGAAGGAAGCAAGCCUCUUCUCCCCCCAUGACUAAAUGCCGAAGGUGUCACCGACCCAACAGGCAGCGCGCAGGAACAGACGAAUCAAACGCUGCAACGUGAUUUGGACGACAGACAACCCUCAACCUCACUCAAAGCAUGAGCGGGUUUGGUGGGAAUACUGCUAUAAGCACCGAACCCACUGGGAAAUUUCCAGGGCCUGAAGAGGGGGAAAAAAACCUACAGGUAUGCGCAGGCACUGGGAAUGCUAUGCCGGUAUACAUAUAUGAUCAUAUAGGCUUCCUCGAAAUAUAUAAUGGAAAGGAGAGAGAGAAUAAUAAGUUAACACAGCCCAAUCAUAUGGCUGUGAAGGCUGACCUUAGUGCACAGGUCAAAGUUGUGCAAACUCCAGUGUGCUCUGCCAUCCAAAAUUGUACACAACCUGAGAGAAAACAGGAAAAUCAAAGAGCACUGACUCAUCCAGGACGAAUCCUACCACAAGCAAGGACCUCCAAAGGGGCAAUCCCAUAACACUUAAGGGAAGAUAACCCUGGCUGUGCAGGGGCAGCACUAAAAGAGCACAGAAGGAAAAUAGCCCAGUUCACAUGCAGCUCCAAGCGAUCUUCACUCCUGACUCACGUUGCACGAAAGUGCACGGGAACAGCCACAAAAGCAAAAACACCACUUAGCUGAAAACAGGACACUAAGAGUAAAAUAAAGAGGACCCCCAAGCACUGCUACUAUCAGCAAUAGAACUGAAGGUGGAGCAGUUGGAUGGCCUAAGCUGCCUCCCCUCCUUCCCAACAAAUGAGGGGUGAAGGAGCUCGCAUUAGUUUCGUGACUUUUCGAGCUUUUGUUUACAUUGUUGGGGGAGUUCUUUUGAUGGUUCUGGAAGCUGCAGUCUCAUUUAUAAUCAGCAGUGGUUUGUUUUGUUUUGCCGACUUACUGGGUGCCGUCCCUGGUGGUGGCAGACAUGGAUUAAUUCACAUGAAUCUUAUCAUAGGUGCCAUUGCUACCUGCAACUCUCUAGAGGGGGGCCAGUUUCUGGCUCAUGGUCCCCAGCCUUAGGACAACUAGAAGUCUAUAACUGAUGGCACCUAUUAGUAUAGUAGCUUCAGUGAGCCGCAAGGAAAUUCCCCAGAAAAUGUCAUUGUCCAGAGGUGUCAUCUGACUAUCAGUUAUUGCAAUGCAACAUUUUAAAUAUACAGUAUUUCCUCCUAUUCUUUGUUGCUGUGAUCAUAUCAUUGUAUAUAUCAUGCGACAUCAGUUUCAUAUAUUCUGCUUUCAUUAUCAGUUAAGUAUUUAUUUUAUAAUUUUAUUUAUAUGUAGCUAAUACUGUAGUUCUAAACUUUUAAUAAAAGUCACAAAGUUU